Molecule: messenger RNA, 471 nt
Organism: Acaulospora morrowiae
Lineage: Eukaryota; Fungi; Glomeromycota; Glomeromycetes; Diversisporales; Acaulosporaceae
Source: the annotation of a GenBank genome assembly
AUGGAUUUAGAAGACAAAAAAAUUGAAGCUAAAGAAGGAAAUACUAUAAAAGAAGCAGAGCAGAUAGCAGUUUCAUAUGGAUAUACUAUUUAUUGUUCAGAUGAAACAACACAAAAACCAGUGAUUAAUCGAGAAUCAGAAAAUAUAAUAAAGGACUUAAUGAAAAACCUUCAAGAAGAUCUAGAUAUUAUUUUAGAUAAGCUUCGUGACAUAGUUCCAUGUGAAAAAGUGACUCCUGAAUUAUGGCAAAAAUAUCAAAUGGCAAAUAAGUGUUGGAACUGUGAUGGAAAAUUACAUGAAGCUGAAUAUAAUAAAAUUCGUGUAUUUAAUCCUGAAGCUAAAAAAUAUUUAGGUGCUUUGCAUAGGAAAUGUCAUGAAAAAAAACUGAUAAUUCAAGGCAGACUAGGGCUGUUAAAAAGCUCAUUAGAGUCGGUCUUUGAGUAUGCUCAGCCUGAGUUACUCGGGACCUGA